AUGUCUACUGCUGCUGCUGCUGAUCGCGAAGCCGUGAUCAAGAUGAUGCUUGCUGCUAAGGUUUAUCUCGGUUCCACAAACCUUUCCUUCGGCAUGAAGCCAUACGUUUUCACAUGCAGAAAGGAUGGUACACAUGUUAUCAACCUCGCCAUGACCUACGAGAAGAUCAAACUUGCUGCUCGUAUGAUCUACGCCGUUGAAGAACCAAAGGACGUUCUUGCUAUCUCCACAAAGUCAUUCGGUACACGCGCUGUCCACAAGUUCGCUGAAUUCCUCGGCGCUAACUACGUUGAGCAGCGUUUCACACCAGGUCUCUUCACAAACUAUUCCAUCAAGAACUUCUGCGAACCACGCCUCAUGAUCGUCUGCGAUCCAAACACAGACUCCCAGGCCGUUCACGAAGCUGCCUACGCUAACAUCCCAUGCAUUGCUCUUUGCGAUACAGAUGCUCACCUCGACUACGUCGACUGCGUCAUCCCAUGUAACACAAAAAACAAAAACUCCAUGGGUCUCGUAAUGUGGCUCCUCACACGUGAGGUUCUCCGCCUCCGUGGUGCUCUUACACGCACACAGGAGUGGUCUGUCCUUCCAGAUCUCUUCUUCUACCGUGAUGCUGCUGAUGAAGCUAAGAUCGCUGAAGCUCUCGAAGCCGAGGGUGAAGAGACAGUCUCUGAAGAGGGCGCCAUCAUCAACGCCGCUGUUCCAAAGGCUGAAAUCAAGGCUGGUGCCACAAACGAAGAGUGGGAGAACAAGCAGGAAUGGGAUGCUUAA
This is a messenger RNA of Trichomonas vaginalis G3, 771 nucleotides long. RefSeq names its product ribosomal protein family. Bases 1 to 771 code for a protein of 256 amino acids. Lineage: Eukaryota; Parabasalia; Trichomonadida; Trichomonadidae. Gene Ontology annotation, cellular component: 90S preribosome; ribosome; cytosolic small ribosomal subunit. The record is from RefSeq and is a predicted model, not a curated record. Gene Ontology annotation, biological process: ribosomal small subunit assembly; cytoplasmic translation. Gene Ontology annotation, molecular function: structural constituent of ribosome. The transcript has a single exon.